UAUCAGCCAAAAAUUUCGGGAUAUAAAGUGCGUUUAUCUUUGAAGACAAAUAAGUAAACAAUUAGAUUAUUAUUGCCGUACCACUUUAAAGAUAAUUCAGUGAUUAUAAAUCAAUUAACUGUCCAUCGAAAUAGACAACCGAUGUUCACUUUCUCACUUGUGUUCUAAGCUUCAUUUUAAUUAGUUGUUCAUCCAAAAGUAGAUGAUCAGUUGAUUGUUUUCCUCUAGCGAGUAAGUUUCUAUUUCUAGUCCUCAUCUUAUUUCAUCAACUGAUUGUCUAUCGGAUUUAACUGAUAAUUGGGUAAAAUGAGUGAUUCAAUUACUCCUGUUGAUCGAGAUGAGUUUGUGGAAACUCAAUUAAAACUGAUUAAAAUUGAACACGAAGCCGAAAAGGCGAAAACAAGAAAUAAGCAAAAUUAUCUCAAUUUAGCUGAUUUGGUUCGCCAAGGAAUUUGUAUUCGAGAUCUGCAGUGUUUAUCCUCUGAGGAGGGUUUGUAUGGGCGACACUUGAUUACUUUAGGUCUCAUUGAUGAACAAUUACCUUCUCACAAAAUUACCUGUGGUGAUAACGUUUCAAUCUGCAGAAUUUGCGAACCUGAGUUGCCCCUCGCUUCGGGUGUUGUUUAUUUACUCAACUCAGAUGAGAUCACAGUUGUCUUCGAUAUAAAGCCGAACCUUUAUGGAUAUAGAGAAUCUAUUAGAUAUUGCUUAAUUAAACAAUCAGUGGAUGUUACGCAUAAAAGAUUACAAAAGGCUUUAAUUAACCUCCGUGAUUAUCCUGCUGUUGGGCGAGCAUCGGCUCUCAUUGAUUUACUACUUGGUUGUCAAUUACCGGCUCGUCCUAAUGAAAUUGAACCGAUUGAGUUUAUCAACAGUCGAUUGGACGAUUCUCAAAAGGAGGCCGUGACCUUUGCGCUUCGAUCGAAGGAUUUAUGUAUCAUCCAUGGACCACCAGGAACGGGAAAAACUACCAGUAUUGUUGAGGUCAUUCUUCAGCAUGUGAAACGAGGCCUUAAAGUGCUAGUCUGUGCUCCAUCUAAUGUGGCUGUUGAUAAUCUGGUCGAGAGAUUAGCUUCAUUUAAGACACAGAAUAUGGUUCGAUUGGGUCAUCCGGCCAGAGCUUCGAGUGAUAUUCAUAAGUUCACAUUGGACGCAGUCGUCGAAAAGGCAAGACAAAAAGAUUUUGAUGAUUUUGGGAGCUCAUUGAAACACGAAGAAACCAUAUUGCACAAAGUACUAAGUGAUUGCGAUAUCAUCUUGUCCACUUUGGCCAAUUCCUCGAGCGAUGGUCCUCUUCAACAUUUAGAUGAUCCUGAUAAAUUCUUUGAUGUCCUCAUAAUCGACGAGUGUUCUCAAGCCACCGAAGUGUCCUGUUGGAUACCAUUACUUCACAUUGGAAAGUGUAUUCUCUCUGGUGAUCAUUAUCAACUUCCUCCGACAGUUAUUUCGCAAAUUGCGGCUAGAGAUGGUCUCGAAGUAACUUUGAUGGAGAGACUUCUUUCCCGAUUCGAUCACGAAAAUUUGGUUCGUAUGUUAACGGUACAAUAUCGAAUGCACCAGAAAAUAAUGGAAUGGUCUUCCAAAAAUUUCUAUUCGAAUGAGUUAACUGCUCAUCAUUCGGUGAAAAAUCAAUCAAUGUCCGAGAUCAGUAGACUUAAGGAUUGUCCACCAUUAUUGUUGAUCGACACCGCGGGUUGUGAUAUGCAUGAACUUGAGCAUACUUCGAAGGAAUCUAAGGGAAAUAAACACGAGGCCGAAAUAGCGGCCACUUAUGUCCGCUAUUUAAUUAAUAAUGGUGUUAAACCCGAGCACAUUGGUAUAACUACUCCGUACAAUUUGCAGAUUGAAUUGAUUAGAUCGCAGUUGAAGGGAAAACGCAUGCAUGAUGUCGAAAUACGGUCAGUGGACGCGUUUCAAGGUCGAGAAAAAGAGGUCAUCAUUUUUUCACUUGUUCGAUCAAACGACUGCAGAUCAACCGGAUUUCUCAGUGAAUACCGAAGGAUUCCGAAACUGUCUCAGCAGAAUUGCACAUCUCGUCAUUAA
This is a messenger RNA of Panonychus citri (citrus red mite), 2043 nucleotides long. Its product is annotated as DNA-binding protein SMUBP-2-like. The transcript has 2 exons. Gene Ontology annotation, molecular function: RNA binding; 5'-3' DNA helicase activity. The coding region runs from base 307 to 2043 and encodes 578 amino acids. NCBI's taxonomy places the organism in Eukaryota, Metazoa, Arthropoda, Arachnida, Trombidiformes, Tetranychidae. The record is from RefSeq and is a predicted model, not a curated record.